Molecule: messenger RNA, 165 nt
Organism: Pyrenophora tritici-repentis Pt-1C-BFP
Lineage: Eukaryota; Fungi; Ascomycota; Dothideomycetes; Pleosporales; Pleosporaceae
Source: RefSeq, a predicted model, not a curated record
AUGGCGCUCAUGUUGGGCUGGGAAGCGAAUGGUUUCCAGCAGAUUGGCCAGCCUGCGUUCAUCAUGGAAAAUUUGAGGUUACCCUAUGGCAGUGUUUCUGCUGAGCAGCCUACCUUGACGGCACGAAUUUCUAGCCAGGCCGGUCGUUUCCUGAAACCUGAAUAG